UUAGUUAGCCUUCAACUCGCAUCUCUGUAUCUUGAUCUGAGUCGUAAGCACACAAUUACAAUGGCGUAGUGCAAGGAUUUUUAUCCUUGCACUAUUCGAUGCCUCGAGCCAUCGAAAGUUAAAAGCCUCUCGUCUCACGUUUGACAGUUGACUUGGCUCGAAAAUGAGUUUCAACGUGAAGAAAACCGGUGGCAGAAUGUGGCACGAAGCCCGCAAGCAGGAGAAAAAAAUCCGUGGUAUGCUGGUCGAUUACCGCCGCCGUGCCGAGAGGAGACGGGAUUAUUAUGAAAAAAUUAAAUCUGAUCCAACACAAUUUUUACAACUCCAUGGUAGACCUUGCAAAAUACAUUUGGAUCCUGUUGUGGCAGCUGCUGGUGAUAGUCCAGCAAACAUGAUGCCAUGGCAAGGCAAUGCAGAUAAUUUAAUCGAUAGAUUUGAUGUUAGAGCUCAUCUUGAUUGGAUUCCAGAGGCUCCUAAAAAUAAUGACAUUGAUAUACCAUUAACAAAUGAGGAUAGGCAAAUCAAUUAUGAAAGAUAUCGAAUAAUUGUUCAAAAUGAAUUUCUGUGUGUGCCAGAAGAAAAGUUUCUUCAUCAAAUUCAUGUUGAAGAACAAUUUGGAGCAACAAAAUUAGAUAGUGGGAAAGAUAAAAAAAAAUCCAGUAACAAUGCAGCAAUUGGUUAUAAUUAUGAAACAGAAGAACCAAUCCCAGAGGGUGUUAAACCUGCUGAAACGAAUGAAUCAGUAGAAGAAAAAGAUGAUGAUGACAGUGACAUUGACUUGGAUAUUUGUGUUGAUGUGUCACAGAUUGAAUCAGCUCAAGCACACGAAAUGAAUCAAGUUGGACAAAGGUAUGGACUUCUAGGAGCAGAUUAUUUCAGUUUUUUAACCCAAGACCAUGAGGAAGCUGAAUCUCUUAAGCUUGCUCGCAAGCAGGAAGAAGAAAAAGCAAUGUUUUCUGGUCGAAGAUCUAGGCGAGAGAGACGUGCUUUUAGAGAGAAAAAAAUGAUCGGUCGUGUCAUCAGCCCUCCAAGUUACGCUGCCAGGGAAAGUCCCAAUUACAACCCAUACAGAAAAUCCUCUUCAAAAUCACGAUCGCGCUCAUUAUCUCCUGCUAAUGCAGGGCAAAUCACUUACAUAACUAGUUUUGGAGAUGAGGAAGAGAGCACUGUAACAAGUUCUUCUCAACCAAUCACAAAAAAAGUCAAUUCCACCAAUACCAGAAUGAAAGCGUUGAGUCCAAUGUCAACAAGUAAAAAAUUCAUUAAAUCUCGAUCUAAAAGUCGGUCUAGAUCUCGAGAUAGAAACUUGAAAAGAAAACCAUCACCAUAUUCAAGAUCAAAGCGAGAGUCUCCCCGAAAUCGCAAGUACCGUCGUUCUAGAUCACGGAGUCGUUCAAGACGAUCAACUUCAAAAUCCAGGUCACGUUCUCGUGGACGAACUCGAACACGUUCAAGAUCCAGAGGCAGAACAUAUUCGCGUUCUACCCAUAUUCCUUCCAGACGCAGAUAUUCUUCUACCUCAUCUUCCUCGUCAAGGAGUGCCAGCCCGAGAGCUAAACGAUUUAGAAGUCGUAGUCGGAAUAGAACUAGAUCCCUAUCUAGAAGUAAAACUAAAUCAAGAUCCAAAUCUAGAUCGAGAUCUAAAACUAAGUCUCGAUCUCGAUCGAAUUCUAGAUCUGUAUCUAAGACUCCGAACAGAGCAAGAACGCGGUCUAGGUCGAAAUCUAAGUCUAUCUCAAAAUCAAGAUCAAAGUCUCGUUCGAGAUCUAAAACAAGAAGCAAAAGUCGGGAUAGAUCAAAGUCAAGAUUCUCCAGAUCCAGAAGCAAAUCUGUCUGCAAACGUUCUAAAAGUGUUGAUAAACCUCUACCUGUUCCAAGGUAUUAUGGACGUAGAGGCAAAUCAUCUAGUUCUGAAUUGGAAAUUUCAGAUGAAGAAGACAAAAAUUCUCAUUCUACUCAAUCAGGAUCGUCUAAUUUUAACUCAAACCGACCAAAAGCAGGGUUAAGUACAUUAUCUGGUGCCGGACUCAAAGUUCAAAAAAUUACUCCGCAAGAGCGGCUUAAAAAGAAAAUGCAAGCUAUGUUGAACAAACAAUACAAAGCGGAUAAAAAAGCAGAACAAGCUCGUAUGGAAAAAUUGGAGCAACAAAGGCAGACCCGCGAAGAUGAAAUUCGAGAAAUGUCUUUGAAACUCAGACGAAAGCAACGUGAACGUCGACAUCGUUACGAGAGUACUUUAAGCUCUGGUUCCCGUUCAAGUCACUCUCGUUCUCCUAGCAAUGAACGAGAACGAACCUCAUCGAGUAGAAGAGAACAUAGGGACGAUGAUCGGAGCAGAGACAGAGAAAAAGAGCGAGAUAGAGAUCGUGACAGGAACCGCGACAGAGACAGGGAUAGAGAUCGAGAAAGGAGUAGAAAUCGGGAUCGCGGUCGCGAUCGCGAUCGUGACAGAGAUCGGCAGCGCGACCGAGCUAGAGACCGGGAACGAGAUAGAAGAUCUAGUAGUGAUAGAGGCCGCCAAGGAGAUUCUCGAAGACGAUCGACUAGAUCAUCAUCUCGAAAUGACAGUCCCAAAAAUAAUCGUGGAUUAGUAGACUAUUAAAUGGUAUUUUAAAUUUGAUCAAAUCAAGUGACGUCAAUUACAGUAGAUAAUUUCUGCACAAUCUUGUAAUAUAAAACUGUGAUCUUUAAAAAAAUUCAUUUUUUUACGGUAUUAGCCACUAGGUAUUUAAAUGCUAAUUUAAACAUGUCAAAAAUGAGAAAACUCCGACUUUAUUCUACUAUAUGUAUAAAUAUAUAAUGU
This is a messenger RNA of Trichogramma pretiosum, 2803 nucleotides long. Its product is annotated as CLK4-associating serine/arginine rich protein. Lineage: Eukaryota; Metazoa; Arthropoda; Insecta; Hymenoptera; Trichogrammatidae. The record is from RefSeq and is a predicted model, not a curated record. The transcript has 12 exons. Bases 164 to 2602 code for a protein of 812 amino acids.